AUGAGUUUCCGCUCGUGGGAUCUGCAAGAAUUUCCUCUGCUGCAGAGCACGACUAAGCAUUCGUGGACCGUCAAGACCACUACUCAGCUCAAGAAGCCGCGAUACGUCAUCUUUGCGUUGCAGACUGGUCGAAAGAGUAACAUAACGAGAGCGAUAACUCGAUUCGACGAUUGCAAAUUAACUAACGUGAAACUUUAUCUAAACUCGGAAUUUUAUCCUUACGACGAUUUGAACCUCGAUUUCGGUAAGAAGAGAUAUGCCAUCCUGUAUGAUAUGUACACGCGGUUUUGCAAAUCGUAUUAUGGAAGCAAUCAUGAUGAGGUGCUUCUUCCCAUCGACAAAUUUGGUUUUUGCGGCCCCUUCGUCGUCAUCGAUUGUUCGCGACAAAGCGAAUCAGUGAAGACUGCCACCGUCGACGUGCGAUUAGAGUUCGACUGUAUGGAAGACAUAUCAGCGAAUACUACAGCCUACUGUCUCAUCAUACACGAUCGCGUGGUUGAAUACAGCCCGUUGACCAACGUUGUGCGCAGAAUCACUUAA
Molecule: messenger RNA, 540 nt
Organism: Ooceraea biroi (clonal raider ant)
Lineage: Eukaryota; Metazoa; Arthropoda; Insecta; Hymenoptera; Formicidae
Source: RefSeq, a predicted model, not a curated record